This is a messenger RNA of Amborella trichopoda, 1599 nucleotides long. Its product is annotated as nucleolar/coiled-body phosphoprotein. The record is from RefSeq and is a predicted model, not a curated record. Lineage: Eukaryota; Viridiplantae; Streptophyta; Magnoliopsida; Amborellales; Amborellaceae.
GUGAGAGAUUUAAGCCUUGGCUGAUUAGGGACUAGUGAGUUGCAAAUUUGAGAGAUCCGAAGAGAGAAGGUAUACUCGCAAUUGUUGUACCAGAAUCUGCUGCGAGUCUUUGCAUCCCGAGUGAGAGAGAAGUCCUUUGAAACCCUUCUUUUCAUCAAUGGAGGACAACCUCUUCGUGGGUUUACCUCCCCCUUUAGCGAAACCUCUGACCCAACCACAAGAUGCAGAGACGCACACUCACAAAAAGCUUGAAAAUAGAUCAACUCUUCCUCCUCCUAUCCUAAAAGGCGGCCUUAAGCGCGAGAAACCCACAGAGCCCCAAAGAGAAGAGGUGGCACCCCAAAAACGUUUGAGAUUCAAAAUGACGGUGGAUGCAUCUGAAAAGCAAGUUGCCGAAGCCAUGGAUAAAAUAGCAUCACAUAUUGGGACCCCCUCUAAAUUUAGCAAGGCUUCAAAGCUGGCUCUACAACUGAUUCAAGCCGAUAGUGUAAAGCCAGAGACAGGACACCAUUUUUUCGCAAUUUUAGAGGCUGCGAUGUCUUCGAAAUCAGCUUGUACAGAGCCUGCUCUUAGAGCUGAUUAUCAUGCCUUAUUUACUGCAGCUCAAGAUGUUGCCAGUGGCUUCAGUCCACAACAGAAAAAUCAGCUGAGUACAUGGACCAUUCGGGCAGUAGUUGGAAAUGAUCUAUACACUGAUGACAGCUUCGUGUUUUCAAAGGCAGCGGCACGUGUGAGAGAAGCUAUAUCAAGCCUUCCUAAUGCUAGUGAGGAUGAUGACAUGGAGGAAGCUAUAGCCUUGGCAAAACCUGGCAACAGGGAAUGGGAUGAGCAUUUGGAAAAUGGGUCAUCAAUGGUUUCAUCCCCACGUAAACAAGAUGAAUUUGAUCCUUUUGGAUUAGAUGCACUGCUCCCAAGUUUGUCAAAGAAAGAUGAGAAGGCAAGAGGAAAGAAAGACGCAGCAGCAAAGAGAUCAGUUGAAGAAGAGGAACUUAAGAGGUCGUUGAAAUCGACAAGAGAAGCCCUGAUAUCAUGUUUGGAAAUUGCUGCACGACGUUAUAAUCUUCCAUGGGCACAAACUGUCAUAGAUAUCUUAGUAAAGCACGCCUUUGACAACGUACAGAGAUUCACAGCCCGACAAAGAGAUGCAAUUGAGAAGUUAUGGGCUUCUAUUCGAGAAAAGCAGACACGAAGAAAGCAGGGUAAAUCUACAACGGGAAAACUCGACAUGAAUGCUUUUGAGUGGCUGCAAGAGAAGUAUUCCAAUGAAAAGAUUAGCAUUCGACAUGCAGUGGGAGGUGGGGGCGAUCGUCGUGCUCAACAAUGGCUAGGUUGAUCGUCCCAUCGAUUUGUAAAUUCAAACUAGGGUGAGAUAAACCAGACGCAAACUCUAAAAAAAAACAAAAAGGAAUGAAAAUUAGCUGCUCCUUUGUCAACCAGUUAAUCUGAUGACCCAUCUUUGUUUUUCCUUUUUAUCCCUAUGGAUGAGCUUGAUCUUAUCUUGUACAAUUUGGGGAUUUGAAAUGCUGUAAGUCGAGCAUUACAUGCUCAGAUGUAAUUUAUUUGGACAAAUUAAUGCAUUGGUGCCCCAAUCAUGCCCAA